AUGUCAUCUUACAGAAUUCUCGCAUAUUCAAAAAUUGCUGACACUUUCAAGUGCUUUCUUGAUGGAAACCAAAUUCCUGCAUUUACUGUGCAAGAAUCUGAUAUAAAUCGCUACUUUUCGGUGGUUAGAAUCUUGUCAGGUUCACUUGAGCCAGCUAAGUAUUCAUCUCUUAACUGGGACCAUAUGGGUUACUUAGAAAAUGAAAAGUUAAGGAGCUGAAUGAAACACAUAGGCUAUCAUUCUUUUACUAUUGAAAAUACUAUUUAUGUCCCACUACCAAAUAUCGAAUUGAACGGGGAUAUCCCACGAGAAUUUUUGAAUUAUGAAAUCAUGCUAGAAAGGUACAACUUAGCAAUUUCUAACAACUUCAUCGACAAGGAAUUCAGCUUAAGUGCUGCUACAUAUAACCCAGUUGCAUUUCACGAAAAUCCAGAUUUUUUGCUAUUUCACAUGCAAGACUAUCUACCAUGGCCUGGGAUCAGUGAAUCCUUAUAUGGUGGGUUUUUUAUUAAAGGAACAGAAAAAUGGAAUCAUUAUUUCAUCCCACAAAACAACUUACCACCACUAGGAAAUCUCUCAAAUCUUAAAGGAAUUUUAAUUACAGGAGCAAAAUAUUGCUCAUAUGAUUCAAGCUUGCCUUGGGUUGAUCCUCUACUGGAUCUACUCAGAAGUAUUCAUGAGCAUUAUCCUCACGUAAAAUUCGUAGGAAUUUGCCUUGGCCACCAAAUCCUUGCUAGAGCAUUUGGGGGAGAAACCGGGAGAAACCCCUCAAAUAAAUUCAUAUACCAUCUUGAAGAGUUCUCUGCAUUAGAAGAGUUCGAAGGGCUUCCAAACAAACUAAAAGUAUCUGAAUCACAUGGUGACUGUGUGCUAGAAAUUUCUCCAGAGUCUAGGAUAAUUUACACAUCUCCAUCUACUCGUGUAGAAAUGCUAAGAUAUGGGAAUUGGGGAGUCUCAGUGCAAGGCCACCCAGAGUUUACUUCAAUGUUCAUGAAGAAUUUUCACUCAAAAUUCUGCCACCGUAGAUUACCAUAUGAAAAUAUGCAAGAAAUUUUGAAUACCUAUACAUACGAAAGGACUGAUUCCGACUUGAUUAUUGAAGCUUUUAACAGAUUCAUAAGGAAAAAUUAA
Messenger RNA from Blepharisma stoltei, 1131 nucleotides. Lineage: Eukaryota; Ciliophora; Heterotrichea; Heterotrichida; Blepharismidae. The record is from the annotation of a GenBank genome assembly.